AUGAAGUUGAUCUACUUCUUCGCAGUAAUGACAUUCAUUACUAUAGUGAAAGGUGCAGUAGAUGUGGAGAAAACAGUUCAACAAGUUCAAAAUAUACUGAAAUCAAAUAGUUUAUUGCCAAGAUUGACACGUGAUGAGAUACUUCAACUUCUAAACGAUAUUAGAGCCGAAGAUACAAAGGGAAAUUUAUCACCAAAAGAUCAUAAAAGUACAGUCGGAAAGAAAACUGUUAAUACCAAUCAAGAAAAAAAGUUAAAUUCUCUAAUACAGGAAUCAGAUAUUAGAGCAAAUAAACAACAAGAUAUCACUUUAUCAUCGCCAACAACAACAACAACAUCCGUUGAAACUACUACAAGUAAUGGGCUUAAAAUUACAGUGGUUCUACCAUAUACAACCCGAGAUGGCUCUUCACUACAAGAAUUAUAUACUAAACCUCCACGUGUAGAAAUCAUACCAGAACCCAAAGUAACUAAAAAACCUUUAACUACUCUCAAAUUAAAAGAGAACGAUCAAAAAACUUCUAGCAAUAAUAAUAAUAAAAAGAUUAUUGAUUCAAAUACGCCUGUAUUUCCAGCGGAACUACAAGCGUUUUUAGAUGCACAUGGUCUAAAAGGAGAACCAGGGCAAGAUAAUUUUUUGUUACCACUUGAUGGAUUCAAGCCCUUACCGGCCGCGAAAGUUAUAGACGAAUCCGUUCAACUACCUGAGAAUAUUUUAUUAGCUUAUGAUUUAAUAUCACCAGCAGACACUAAGACACCUGCCACUAAAAACAAAAUCGUUUCUCAAAAUACUUUCUUGUAUGAACCAUUACCACCUAAAUAUCCAUUUGAACUAGAUACAUCAUCUUCAGAAAUAAAGGACACAGUUCUUCCUUUGGAUUUACCGAAACCUAGAAAAACAAAAUCUGCAACACCGAAGCCAAACUACGAGCCCAUAGAUUACGAUUCGGUUCGAGUUAUACCUCUAAACAAGGGUCCGAGCCCCAUUGACGAUGAAAAAAUUAUUUUUGAUACUGAACUAAAUAAAAGACAAACUAUUGAAACGACUAGUAUUACCAAUUUAAGUAACGAUAUGAAUACAACUGAAGAAACAACUACCAUUGCAAAUGAAUUUAAAAAUGCCGCCGUUGCUGCAGAUAAUGAUACAGGUGCAUCAAUUUCUGAUCUAGAAGAAUCUUUUGGUGGUGCUGCGCCGGCAGAACCUGGGGAUUCCGUUCUUCCGCCACCCAGAAAAAAUGGUUUUUAUUGGAUGUUAGACUGGAAUAGUUUUCUUGAAGUCGGCGACGGAGACACGAAAGUUAAUAUUCGAUUUGAACCAAAGUUAGGAGACCCACAAAUGUUUCUCCCUGUGAAUGUUCCUUAA
This is a messenger RNA of Parnassius apollo (apollo), 1362 nucleotides long. The record is from the annotation of a GenBank genome assembly. Lineage: Eukaryota; Metazoa; Arthropoda; Insecta; Lepidoptera; Papilionidae.